Molecule: messenger RNA, 390 nt
Organism: Punica granatum (pomegranate)
Lineage: Eukaryota; Viridiplantae; Streptophyta; Magnoliopsida; Myrtales; Lythraceae
Source: RefSeq, a predicted model, not a curated record
AUGAACCCCACUAAACCUCAACAGCCUGGGUUGUCCCCUCCGAACUUCAACAUGCCAGGCCUUGAAGGGACACCAUGCUUCCCAAACCUUCUUCCAGGCACGACAUUUCCCAGCGGGGCAUCCUCCAAUAAUCAAGCCGCCUUAUUGGCAUGGCUGGUGUCAAUGAUGAACCCUGCUAAUCCUCAACAGCUUGGGACAUCCCCUCUGAACUUUAACUUACCUGGGCCUGGGACAUCAUGCUUUCCAAACCCUCCUCCAGGCAUUGGAGCUCCUGGAGGGGCAUCCUCAAAUAAUCAAGCCGCUUUAUGGGCAUGGCUUGUGUCAAAGACACUGAACAACCAGGGACAUGGCCUCCAAAUCCCCCGAGCUCUGGGAUGUCAUGCUUCCUAA